CGUGGGCGCCGAUCUUCCGAGGACGACCCUGGCCCGGAGCGCCGCGGCCGGGGACCCAGGCCAGAAGCGGCUCCCCCGGGCCCCGUGCGUCUCGGCGCCCCCGCGCGCCCCGCGCGCCCCAGCCCGCCUCGGCCCCGGCGCGCCGCGCCCCCAGCCCGGAUGCCGGCGCCCGGCCGGGCUCCCCGCGGGCCGCCGCUGACCAUGCCCGGGCGCCGGGGGGCGCUGCGCGGGCCGGCGGGCGGCGGCUCCUGCCUGGUGGCGGCGCUGGCCCUGCUGCUGCUGCUGCUGCCCGCCGGCUGCCCGGUGCGGGCGCAGAACGACACGGAGCCCAUCGUGCUGGAGGGCAAGUGCCUGGUGGUGUGCGACUCCAGCCCCUCGGCCGACGGCGCCGUCACCUCCUCGCUGGGCAUCUCCGUGCGCUCGGGCAGCGCCAAGGUGGCCUUCUCCGCCACGCGCAGCACCAACCACGAGCCGUCGGAGAUGAGCAACCGCACCAUGACCAUCUACUUCGACCAGGUGUUAGUGAAUAUUGGCAACCAUUUCGACCUCGCCUCCAGUAUAUUUGUAGCUCCGAGAAAGGGGAUCUAUAGCUUCAGCUUCCACGUGGUCAAGGUCUACAACAGACAAACCAUCCAGGUCAGUUUAAUGCAGAAUGGGUACCCGGUGAUCUCAGCCUUCGCGGGGGACCAGGACGUCACCCGGGAGGCCGCCAGCAACGGCGUCCUGCUGCUCAUGGAGAGGGAGGACAAGGUGCACCUCAAGCUGGAGCGGGGCAACCUCAUGGGCGGCUGGAAGUACUCCACCUUCUCCGGCUUCCUGGUGUUUCCCCUGUAAGCGGCGGCCGCGCGUUGCUUGGACCCCGGAAUCCGUCCUCCCCAAGGCCCCGAACUCGUCCGAUCAGGACACCUUGUUUCCAGCCUCCACCAGACCGAUGGCGUCAGGGGACGAGCUCCGUCUGCAUCUCCAGUUUUUCCUUUGAAUAGCGACCAUUCCGCGGGAACUGGCCUCGUUAGCGUUAGAGGACAAGGUCUUCAGGAGGCUUGAAAGGAUCGAUUUGAGCGAAUUCGUCCCCGUGAUUGUAAAGUCAAUAUUGGAUUUUAUUGUGGGGA
Talpa occidentalis (Iberian mole) is the source of this 1109-nucleotide messenger RNA. It is a transcript of the gene CBLN2, whose product is annotated as cerebellin 2 precursor. Gene Ontology annotation, molecular function: protein binding. Lineage: Eukaryota; Metazoa; Chordata; Mammalia; Eulipotyphla; Talpidae. The transcript is spliced from 3 exons. The record is from RefSeq and is a predicted model, not a curated record. The coding region runs from base 160 to 834 and encodes 224 amino acids.